ACAGGCUUCCUACCAUGGAUUGUCAAGAAAAUGAGUACUGGGACCAAUGGGGACAGUGUGUCACCUGCCAACUGUGUGGGCCUGCACAAGAGCUCUCCAAGGUGCCUUCCAGUUGAGCUUAGUGAAGGCAGAUAUACCCACAGUGACCCCUCAGGAGGCCACACUUGUUGCACUGGAGUUUUGCUGCAGUUUGAGGCUGACGAGGCAGCAGAGGAGGAAUCUCUCUUCCCCAUGCCACCUGGCCAGGAGACCGGUCCUGAGUCCCCACUGAGUGAAAGCAUCUUUGAAACCCACCCACUUAACCCCAUCCUGGAUGACGACUGCAGCUCGACUCAUGGCUUCCCCACACAGAAGUCUUUUACCAUGGCCUCCUGUACCUCAGAGAGCCACUCCCACUGGGUCCACAGUCCCAUCGAAUUCACAGAGAUGGACCUGCAAAAGUUUUCCAGCUCUGCCUCCUAUACUAGAGCUGAGACCUUUGCGGGGAACACAGCUGAAAGCUCUGGAGACAGAGCUGGAUCUCAAUGUGCCCUUUGAAGUCCCCAGCCCUUAACUCUACUGAGGUCCCUUGGGCUCCUGGCAGGCUUCCCCAGUCUGCUCCCUGGACACUCAUGCCUUGUUCCUAUGCCACAACAGCAGCAGGAGCCCAGGAUGUGGUGUCCACAACAGCCAGUACUCUACAGAUGGGGCACAUCCUAUCCCAUCCCACCAGCAGAUUGAUUCUUCAUCAUUUUCCCAAAGCUGACCUGCAGCAUUUUCUGAUUCCCUAUUCUAGCUAGCCGGGAAAGCCAGAUUCCCCAGCCAUGGAGCUACCAGACAUGUUACUAGCUCAGCUUGAUUAUAGAGAAGAGAGGAGGGGAUGUCAAUGAAUGGGGUAGAGUUAUACUGCCUGCAU
This is a messenger RNA of Ceratotherium simum simum (southern white rhinoceros), 895 nucleotides long. The record is from RefSeq and is a predicted model, not a curated record. Lineage: Eukaryota; Metazoa; Chordata; Mammalia; Perissodactyla; Rhinocerotidae.